Eruca vesicaria subsp. sativa (arugula) is the source of this 764-nucleotide messenger RNA. NCBI's taxonomy places the organism in Eukaryota, Viridiplantae, Streptophyta, Magnoliopsida, Brassicales, Brassicaceae. The record is from the annotation of a GenBank genome assembly.
CAAAGUCCGAAGAACAAAGCAAAAGCCUUUCCUAGUCGUAACCGAAACGCCAAACCAUUACCGUUCAACUGAAACCUCUCUCUCUCUCUCUUAUUAAAAUGGAGAACAGAGCUGGAUUUGAGGGAGGGAAUACGAAGAAGAAGAAGAAAGAGACAGUUGGUGAUGGAUUUGUCGGAGGGUUUUUCCCUGUCUCUACCACCAAGAUCGCGUGGAAGUCAAGAAAAAGAUCAGCAUCUGUGAACCCAGACAAGGCACCUGACGCUUCUAUGGAAGUUACACCAGAGAAGGAUGAGACAACAGCAAUGGAAACAGAGAAAGUUGGGGAACCAAUGACCACAACUCCUCCUGUUCUGUCCGAGAAAAGGAAAGCUCUGUUUGAGCCACUCGAACCCAUUACAAACUUGAACGGAAAGCGACCAACAGAUGCUGAUUCCCUCUUACCACCGCCUGAUUUCGAGUCUGCAAACUAUCCUAAAGGGUGGUUGAUCGGUAAGAAGAGGAAGCUGGUGAAUGUUGAUGUGGUUGAGAGCAUGCGUAGAAUCGCUGUCCAAGAAAUGAACAGAAAGGAUCGAGAGAUAGAUGGGUUAAACGAGCAGCUAGAAGAGGACUCACGUUGCUUAGAGCAUCUGCAACUUCAGCUACUACAAGAGAGAAGCAAAAGAACAGAGAUUGAAAGAGAGAACACAAUGUUGAAAGAGCAAGUCGAUAUGCUUGUCAACAUGAUACAAGAAGAAGAUGAAGAACAAGUACCAGAACAGCCCUAG